Coffea eugenioides is the source of this 357-nucleotide messenger RNA. RefSeq lists its product as uncharacterized. Lineage: Eukaryota; Viridiplantae; Streptophyta; Magnoliopsida; Gentianales; Rubiaceae. Bases 1 to 357 code for a protein of 118 amino acids. The transcript has a single exon. The record is from RefSeq and is a predicted model, not a curated record.
AUGGAGAGACCAUCAUCCAAGGGCAAGAGCAAGAGCCUGUGCAUCUUCCCAGUGGUGGCAUGGCUGCUGCUUACCACGACAGUUCUCCUCAGCGCAACUAGUAUUCGAAGAGUCAAUGCCAGCGUUAGCUGGGAUUGGGGCGAUUCCACGGUCGGCAGUAGUGUUGUAGCCGACGACCAAGAAUUCCUUGUGGAUUCUCAGUUUGGCAAUGUUCUUGCUUCUGGAGGAAGUAAUGUUUACCGCGCAUUACGGCAAGGGCAAAUUUGCAGUCAUACAUUCUACAGGAGAUGCCUUGAGAGUGGCGGGGGUAAUCUUAAAACCAGGCCAUGCCUCUACAGACAGCAGUGUCGCCACUAA